AUGGAAUCCGGAUGGGAUGGAACCGGAUGGAACCGGAUGGAUCCGGAUGGAACCGGAUGGAUCGGGAUGGACUGGGAUGGAACCGGAUGGAUCGAUGGAUGGACUGGGAUGGAACCGGAUGGAUCCGGAUGGAAAAGGAUGGACUGGGAUGGACUGGGAUGGAUCCGGAUGGACUGGGAUGGAUGGAUGGACGGAUGGAUCCGGAUGGAACCGGAUGGAACCGGAUGGAACCGGAUGGAUCCGGAUGGAACCGGAUGGACUGGGAUGGAUCCGGAUGGAUCCGGAUGGAACCGGAUGGACUGGGAUGGAUCCGGAUGGAUCCGG
Messenger RNA from Xenopus laevis (African clawed frog), 324 nucleotides. Its product is annotated as protein RNA-directed DNA methylation 3-like. The record is from RefSeq and is a predicted model, not a curated record. The transcript has a single exon. Lineage: Eukaryota; Metazoa; Chordata; Amphibia; Anura; Pipidae. The annotation marks the transcript as partial.